AUGGAUACAUACUCCUUCGCAACUUCACGGCAGCUCGACUUCCCGGUCUUUGUGAAGAUAUCAAAUCUGACCGGCAAGCAAAGAGUCAUCCCACAGUCGACACUGCUUCGCCAUCCAGAAAUUAAGUACGUGGGUUCGGUGCAGAAUCCUCUGUCGGAAUUAUAUGUAACGGCACAACUCUGGGCAGACUCGAAACCGCUCGGGGUGCCCACCCAGACUGCUCACACCUUCUUCAAGGGCGAGAGAAGUUGGAACCAAUGGCUGGAGCUGCCAGUCAGCAUCAGGCACUUGCCUGCGUCGGCGCAACUGGCACUAACGGUAUGGGACCUAAACCCACUCCCCAAGGAUGGACGACUGGACCAUAGUAUACCGUUUGGCGGCACUACAAUCUCGCUCUUCGAUGAUCAAGGCACUCUUCGCAGAGGUCAUCAGAAGUGUAAGCUCUAUCGAACAAAGGAAGCCGAUGGCCGCACGCCGUCGAUCACGCCUCAUAUUCCUGCACCAAGACGGCCACGAAGAAACGAAGCACCUGAGUUGGCUAAUCCAGAGGAAGCGGAAUUGGACAGGCUACAGAAGCUUUUCAAGAAGCAUGAGAUGGGCGAGAUCCAGUCAAAUGAGUGGCUUGAUCAGCUGGUCUUUAAGAAAGUCGCCGAGAAGACCGCGGCCGUAGAUGAGGCUGCUCGUAAACGAGCCAAUCUCAGAAAAGCCGCGAAGAGGCGGGCGCAGAAAGCAAUGGACCUGUCAAAUGGCAAGGCGCCUGGAAAGGUCGAUUCUGACGACGAAUUCGAAUCCGAAGAUGAGAUCGAUGCAGAGGAGCGCUUUGCACUUCAUAUUGAUUUGCCUAGAUGGGAUUUCCCUGUGGUAUUUGCAGACCAUGAAUACGACAUUCCACGCUCAAUACGAGAUUUUCAGAGCAUGGCUCCUGGCUCGGGAUCGUCGACAAAGGCGCCGCCAGAAGUCAGAUUCGGACCGGGCAUUGCAGGUCUGAACGGUACGCUUGACGAUGAAGACUAUCCCGUCAUUCGAUUCUUUGACCCAGAGCAGUUCCAACGUGAAAAUCCUUGCGAGACAAAGCAUCGAAGACUAGUGAGAAGUGAACGUAACGCCCAGCCUGACACCGACAUGAAGCCCAAUGCGAAGCUGAGAGAUGAGCUCAACGAUAUCCUUGCGUACGGACCAACACAAGACCUUAGUGCACAAGAGAAGGAUGUCUUAUGGACAUUCCGGCGGCAUCUCAGCCGCGAUAAGCGAGCGCUUACAAAGGUCGUCAAGGCCACGGAUUGGAGCAAUCCAAAGGAAGCACAAGCACUGACAGACCUCAUCCCUAAGUGGGCUGAGAUCGAUGUCGAUGCUGCAUUGGAGCUCCUUGGACCGACAGUGGAUAGUCCGGUUGUCAGAGCAUACGCGGUCGACCGGCUCAGGAAAGCCGAUGACAAUGAGCUUCAGCUGUAUCUCCUGCAACUAGUUCAGGCCCUGAAGUUCGAGACUCACGAAGCUGACAGUGAAGGCCUCUCUUCCAGUUCGCUGGCCAAGUUUCUCAUCGACCGUGCCGCUGGUAAUUUCAACCUGGGCAAUUUCCUGCACUGGUUCCUGAUGGUCGAGUGCGACGAUCGCGGCCUUGAUGCCAACGCCUCAGAUCGCAAAUUGUUCGCGCGUGUCGAGUACCACUUCAUGCUGGAGCUAGAAGCUCGCGACCCACAGCAACGCAAGAUCCUCCUCAAGCAAGCUGAGAUGGUCGCCGUGCUGCAGAAGAUCGCCAAAGACAUCCGAUUUGGCCGAGACAACCGUAUCAACAAGAUCGAGCGCCUCAAGAAGUUCCUCGCCGAUCCGAAGAACGACCUGGCAACACUACCCACACCCAUCCCACUACCACUUGCACCCGAAUACAUCGUCACAGGAAUAAUCCCUGAAGAAGCCAACGUCUUCAAAUCCUCCCUCUCACCACUCCUUAUCACCUUCAAAGUCCAGCCAGUAGCACCAGCCACCACACCAUCAACGAUAGCGACGCCCACUCCCGCGCACCCCUCCAAAUACGCCAUAAUCUUCAAGACCGGCGAUGACCUCCGCCAAGACCAACUCGUGAUCCAGAUCAUCACCCUGAUCGACUCCCUCCUGCUCAAGGAAAACCUCGACCUCAAAUUAACCCCAUACCGCAUCCUCGCCACCUCCCCCAUCUCCGGAGCGAUGCAGUACAUCUCGCCCUCCAUCGCGCUCUCGGCCAUCAGCACCCGCUACCGCGGCUCUGUCACAGCCUACCUCCAACAGCACAACCCUGACCCGAACGCGCCACUGGGGAUCCGGAAAGAGUGUCUCGACAACUACAUCAAGUCCUGCGCCGGAUACUGCGUCAUCACAUACAUCCUAGGCGUCGGCGAUCGGCAUCUCGAUAAUCUGCUCCUCCAGCCGAACGGAAAGUUCUUUCACAUCGACUUUGGGUUCAUUCUAGGACGGGACCCGAAACCCUUCGCCCCGCUGGUCAAGCUCGCGAAGGAGAUGCUAGAGGGCAUGGGUGGGAACACGAGCACAGAGCAGUACAAGCAGUUCCGCCAGUAUUGCUUCACCGCCUACACGGCGCUGCGCAAGAACUCCUCUCUCGUGCUGAACCUGUUCAGCUUGAUGGUGCAGAGUUCGGUGCAGGACGUGCGGCUGGCGGAGGAGACGACGGGAUUGCAGCAGAGAAAUGCGGCAGCGGGCGAGCCAGGAGCAGUGGGUGGUGGCGGUGGGUAUGGAGGCGCGGUAGGGAAGGUCAGGGAGAGGUUCCAUUUGGAUGUGAGCGAGGAAGAGGCUUUGAGAAUUCUGGAUCAGACGCUGAGUGAUGGGGCCAACGCGUUCUUUGGGGUGGUGAAUGAUCGGGUGCAUGAGUUUGUGCAGGGUUGGAGGGCUUGA
Cyphellophora attinorum is the source of this 2886-nucleotide messenger RNA. Its product is annotated as Phosphatidylinositol 3-kinase catalytic subunit type 3. Gene Ontology annotation, biological process: endocytosis; phosphatidylinositol-3-phosphate biosynthetic process; autophagy of peroxisome. NCBI's taxonomy places the organism in Eukaryota, Fungi, Ascomycota, Eurotiomycetes, Chaetothyriales, Cyphellophoraceae. The coding region runs from base 1 to 2886 and encodes 961 amino acids. The transcript has 2 exons. The record is from RefSeq and is a predicted model, not a curated record. Gene Ontology annotation, molecular function: 1-phosphatidylinositol-3-kinase activity. Gene Ontology annotation, cellular component: membrane; phosphatidylinositol 3-kinase complex, class III, type I; phagophore assembly site.